CGUCAAAAUUCAAUCUCUGUUCAAAAUUGCUGUCAAUUUAUUGUUUAUUUUUAUUUACAAUAAUUCUGUAAUUGUAUUGUAUUUGUGCGAAGCAAUGGUUAAUUAUUGCUGUGUCGUUGGCUGCGGCCGCAAUAGUAAAACGAACAAGCAUUUAAAUUUUUAUAGCUUGCCAAAACAAAAGCAUCGUCAAAAACAAUGGUUAAGGGCUGCUGGAAAGGAAGAUUUAUUAGAUCAGGACAUGGAGAAAUUACGUAGAUCACUCAGAUUUUGUUCCCGCCACUUUGAACCAUUAUGUAUAAAAAAUAAGCAUCUUCAUGUUGAUGCUAUUCCUUCUUUAAGAUUGCCAGGAUCACUGUCACAAGAAGAUACAGACGAACCAACAAAACAUGAUGGGGUGAUAUGUGACGUGUGCUCCGAUCCCAUUGUUGGAUUCCGCUACAAGUGUGUAACUUGUGACAAUUAUGAUCUGUGCCAGAAAUGCGAGAUGCUGGAAGCACAUGCAGAUCAUUAUAUGUUGAGGAUACCUAAAUCUUUGAAUUUUAAAUUAGCAGAUAACUUGCUAGAAAAAUGGCGAGAGCUCUUCAAAUCAGAACAUGUUACAGCAAAUAAUGAUGACUUUGAAAAUAAUUCAAGUGACGAUGAACCCAUAACAAAAUAUAUUAAAGAUAGUCACAAUUGCCUAAAUCUUACUGAAGAUGUCAAAAGAGAAAUACAAGAUGAAAUAUCUCGAGCUAUGAUGUCUUUAAAAAAUAAGCAAGUAAACACCGAAAAGCAGCAAAAAGAUGGUUUGCAAAUUACGCUAAAUACGUCAAAUCCGAUAUACACACCAUAUUUUGGAGAAAACACAACAACUUUUGAGACAAAUGCUAUUAAUUAUUCGGAAAACCCUUCAAAUUUAAUAGAUAUGGACACACCAAAUAUGUCCAAUUUGAAGGAUGAGGUUGUAACAGAAAGUAUACCAAAUGUACCCACAAAUGUACCAGAGUUGGUAUUUGCUGAUGUUAAUGAAAUUAAAUGUGACGAUACAUCGAUCAAGAAUGAAUCUUUGCCAUCACUGUCUGUGAUAAAUACAAGCACAGAAACAGGUCAAAUGCAACCAGUACUCUACUUGAAAUUCAACGAUGUUCUAACUCAGUUAAUGCUGAGCGGACCGGCUGCGCAGAACCAACCAACUGUUAAUGUUAACCCAUGUAAUAUAUUUCAAGAAAAUUAAAAAUAAGUUGUAAUAA
This is a messenger RNA of Colias croceus (clouded yellow), 1229 nucleotides long. RefSeq lists its product as uncharacterized. NCBI's taxonomy places the organism in Eukaryota, Metazoa, Arthropoda, Insecta, Lepidoptera, Pieridae. The transcript has 5 exons. Gene Ontology annotation, cellular component: aggresome; amphisome. Gene Ontology annotation, biological process: mitophagy; aggrephagy; endosome organization. The coding region runs from base 95 to 1213 and encodes 372 amino acids. Gene Ontology annotation, molecular function: zinc ion binding; K63-linked polyubiquitin modification-dependent protein binding; protein kinase C binding. The record is from RefSeq and is a predicted model, not a curated record.